UUUGUGGUUGGUUAGGUGAUGAAGCUUUGGAACAUAAAAAUAGGUAUUAAUAAAGUAUUUCCAUCGAUUUACUCCAUGUUAAUUCCCGUGCCACAUCAUAAUGGCUAUCGUUAUUAAUCAGUUGAUGCUGGACAAACUCGUUCACGAAAUCAAGGAAAUACGAAUUCGCACGCUUCAAGAUGUCGAUAAUAAGUUGAAGCGUGCGCUGUGGGAUCAUGUCGAGAUAAAAUUCAGCGCACCGGCUCUUUUCAAGAAUCUAAUUCGCUGGUUUGGCCAUUACCCCAUAUACGAGGAAGUUGUGGUGCUAAAGUUGAUGUCGCUGCUGUUGGCAAGCGAAUAUGCGACGGAGAUCGUACAGUUCUUCACUGCCGAGCGGAUCAUAAAAGAGCUAAAUAAAAUACGUUAUUUGCUCGGGACGGAAUCCGAGCAUCUAAUGUUGGUGGAGUUUAUUAUCCAGCAAGUUGGUGUAUUCAAGCCUGGUCCCGCAAAAAGCUUGGAGAGAGAUGGUUUAGCUGAUCUGGAAACUGAAAUGGCCAACAUGGAUCUCGCUUCAGAAGGGCCAGCGUGCAGACUUCAGGCUAUCCUAGAUGAACUGGAGUCGCGCUGGACAGACAAAGAAACGCUCUACACAAACGACUGGGAAAUCCCCACCAACGCGGUUGCAAGUCGGCUAGAAAGUUUCAACGAUUCCCUGCUGAUGGACGAUCACGAAAAGUCUCUUCAAUUAGGGCUCAGCUACGUGAUACCGUAUACCAAAAACUAUCCGGCAGAGUUUUUCCUGCGCCCGCCAUACAUUUGCCUUUCACUUGUCCGAUUGGUCCGACUGCGUCGAGUGAGCAUUCGGGCAGGUUUCGAGAUGUUGCUACAUUUGCUUGAGGCGCUUCGGAAAAGAGUUCGCCAACGAUGUACCGCUGCUAUGUACAUGCCUCCGGAAAGUACCGAUGCAAAAGAAAAGUCCCAGCUAUCCAUUUGUGCCUUCGUCUAUGAACUGUUAAUGCUGGGGACGGAGCUUUUGAAGGAAAAUUCGUCCGAUUUGGAUCUGAUGGCGUCGAAUAUGAUUUUUCUUGUCUUUCAUAAUGCAAUGAGCUUCUCGUUGCCGGACGCUUGUUCAAUGAUGGAAAAUUUCCCCGCUACUCGGUUUGCGGAGGUACGCAACGAGCUUGGUUACCUGUUGAAGCACUUCCGCCAGGAAUGGGAAUCGAACUCCAAAAAUUCCAACGCUCGCUUGCGGCACCGGAUGGUUCUGCAAACAAUGGUUGAUUUGAUUGAUCACUGGAAUAAGGUCCACGACAAUAACAAUAAGGGAGCCACAAACGUUGGCCCUGCGACUAGCGAAGCAGGAAAAUACAACCCAUCCGAUUUUGCUACAAUGAACUCGACCGGCCAUCAGCGAGCAUUAGAGGAGAUGGACGACACAUGGUUGCACGAAGUACAUCUGGCGCUGCUCGACUAUCCACUGCAGAAGGCGUGUCCUGAUACAUAUCAGCACUUACUACUAUUGACGGCUAUUGCAAAAGGGGAUAUGCAAAGAAUACGUAUCCUUGGUGCAGUUCCCAGCCUGCUUGAGUCAGUAGUGGAAUUGAUACGUUCUGGACCGGCUGCUGCGUUGGAACUGAGUCACAACGAACUGGUUGCCCUCUCGCCGAACGCCAUAAAGAUGGCAUUUUUGCACCGUUCGUUUGGAUUGAUCAGGAUGAUUAUGAACGCACUUGGAAGAUGUGCUAGUUCCAUAACUGAGGAUUGUCCACUGUGGGAUACCGUCGAAACCCUCACCAUCAAUUUGUUGGCAGAACGCGAUGAUGAAAUUCGUUGCGAGGUCUACGAUGUGUGCCUGGAGAUGGUCAAAAAGUGCGCCGCGGCGCUAGAUGAAUGUACGAUCCUGAAGCUUCCUAAGUUGGCAAAAAAUCUGCCUCCAAAGCUGCGCGCCAUUGGCAUACCGCUGUCUUUGCAGAUCCUGACGGAGAUCAUUUGCUUUGGAUACACUAGUCCGAAUAGUAAGAUUCGUCAAUGUGCUGAAAUGAUAUUGCUGAUUCUUUGCAACGGGAAAAUGUACCUGGGAGUAAAGUGGGCGGACUUACAGGAGAUCCUGGUGCCCGUCAUGCCGAUCCUACAGAUGGCCGUCGUCGGCUCCGAGGAGACGCAGAUUCGGAAAACCGUCAUAGGAAUGCUACAUCCCGACUUCGGUCUUCCCUGGCUGGUGAUGCUGCAGGGCAACUUGCGUCUGCUGUUCCACGAGGACAGGACUCUCCGACAGGAAGCGAUGAGCAGGGUGCUAUUUCUGUUGACCACCGUUGAGCAGCCCGACAAACGGAUGAUUCCACGGCUCGAGCACAUCAGCGACACAAUUCCACACGAUCUGUGUCUGGUGAAGUAUCCGUAUGAUCCCCCGCGACCGAGGAUGACCCACGAAAAGUCCCAAGAUUCGGUGCCCACGUUGCUGGCCAUAUUGGAAAGUGAAGAUAGUGAGCCGGGGCUACGGCGCAGCACACUGGUACAGCUGAACCGGAUGGCGGCAGAUCCGGAGAUAUGCGAGCUCAUCCACAACUUGUCCGGCUGGGUGCCGGUGCUAAAGGCACUCUCGAAUUCACUGCGCGAGGACCAUUGCCAUGACGCACCACAGUCGGCCAUCCCUGCAGUGGGUAUUCUCACGAAACUUUGCUUCACGGUCCUCACAUUCCGACGCUUCCUUGGAAGUAACGAAAAUGCGUACACACUGAUUGUUCGCUCGCUGCUCUGCUAUCACCACAAUCCGGAGUUUCGCGCUGAGUGUGUUGCCCUGGUUUAUCUGCUCCUAUUCGCCGACUGUUCCAUAGGGAGUGGUGUGAUGGUGUCCUUACCAGCCCUAUUCCGAAACCCCUCCUUCCGAUUGCCUUUCCUUUGCCUCUUUCACUGGGAGUACAGUCCUUUUCGGCUGGUGAACCUAAUCGAGAUACUGACCCAGGGGCGAGCGGUCGGGGAACAUGAGCUGCAGCUCGACUGGGGCAGCGGAAGCAUUCUACGCGUUGACGAACGGACACUGUUGCAGCAGGUACGCUUGGACGGUGGGUAUCCGCGACUGGGGGACGAGUUACCGAAUCUCACAGCUGGCUCCACCUCGGUGUCCUGGUCGUCCACCUAUCGGGAAUACCUGAUGCGUUACAUCCGUUUCGCAUUUGCCGAUCUCUGGUUUGGAGGGUUGGAUAAAGUUCUUAAGGCGAUUAAGAAUCAUCGUAAGCAGAAUGGCACGACCACCGCUGCCGACCUCGCACCGAUCGAGUACAGCGGACGAGGGGUGGCCGGUACGCCGAUCUUCGGGUUCAACCGAGAUCUGCGUCUGACGAAACAAGAUCUUCGCUGGCUGAAGAUAGUAGACAAUGCAUCCACACUGCGAAAGGUCGUACGACGCAUCACCACGGCGAAGACGCACAAAGAUGUGUACGGUUAUCUUGCCACGUUGGAGGCAAACAUGUUCUUUCCAACGAACAGCACCGAGUGCCUCCCGGACGAGCAGAUUACCAUCGACACGCUACAACGUUACUUCCUUGCUCCGCCAACCACAAACGCCGACCAGCAGCUGCUAGUGGUGGUUCUCAGUACCGUCGGCAAUAUGAUCGAGUAUGGGGAGGACAAAAUUCUCGGGUGGGUAAUCGGUAUGCUGUCGGCUGAGGGCGAGAACUUGUUCAUCAAGCUGCUCCGUAGCGAAACAACCUGCAUUGAGUUGUACGCGAAAACGGUCCGCUUUCUACGCGUCGUACUGCUCGCUCUGGUGCGAAACUACCUGAUUUCCGAUGACCGCCACCAGCAGCAAACCAUAGACAAGGCAAUGAUGGAGUCGGUCUGGGACGUUCAGAUGUUCCACGCCGUCGGUCAGCAGAUGGACCACGAGCUGCAGGUUGGCAACUUUGGUCGCGUGUUCCUGCUCGUCGGGCUGCUCGAGGUGCUUUCGGGCCACGUCGCUAGAAAGUGCUUGGAUGUGGCCCAAAUCGUCCCGAAGAUGCUGCAGUAUAUUCGCGAAACUCGUUCGACCAGUUACACCGGCUCGACGAUCGUGCUAUCGAGUUUGGUUGCGAUCCGGGAGCUAAUCGGCAGUACAACGGUCAUCCUAAAACCGGCACACUUUCGACUGCUCUCGACACUGUGUGGCCAUAGCUGUCCACUGAUACGCACCUGCGCCUGGAACGUGCUGGCGCGGCUGGCCACCAAGGAGGCCAAUGCCAAGAUGAUCGUACAGGACUGUGACUACCUUCCCGGGGGAAUCCACGCCUGCUGCGUCAGUACGCUGCUCGAUGAACGGGAAGCAUGUUUGGUACGCGAGUCGGCCGCCUGCUUACUGACCAACUUGUUUUCCCACCUCGUCGACAGGGAUGGCGUCGUGUGGGAGGUAGUUCUGCCGCAAGACUGUGCAUUUGCCGAUCAACCACGAGAUCCCAAGGACCCGCUGGCGCUGGUGAAGGUUCUGCUUGCGAAACAAGAUUUUUUCCGACAGUCAGUUCGUUCGCUGCAGCAUUACGUGCCGAAGCAUUAUUUGACCGACAGUGGUCGGUGUGCCAUACCGGUGCAAGGGCCAAUUGUUUCGGCCGAGCUGGUGCAAGCCUACGCCAUAAUCUACCGCUCGCUGCUUGAAAUGAGCCCCACCGUAUUCGGGCCGUUGAUCUUCGAGAAAGGUUGCCUCCAGGGUCUGCUGAACUGCAUCGCCGUGCACCCGUUCGGCCCGUCGCUCAGUCACCCGCAGUGGCUGCUGGUGGCGGAAAUCUGUGGGCUGAUCAUGCGAUGCAUCCAGGAACCGAACCGCUUUACGUUCAUGCCGGUACUGACUGCAAAUCAACGCUUCUUCGAGCGCAUCAUGUCAUUGCUGCGUCCCACCGAUUAUGGUACCGGCUACUCUCCACAGUUCGUCUGCCAGUCAAAUAUCAUGCACAUGCUGAAUACCCUGAUGCAGACUACGCUGCUAUGUAAGAAGGUUAUAAGAUUGGCCUUCGCGGAAGCAAACAUACUGUCGAUUGCCCAGUUGAUCUGCGAAGAGCUUGCCGGUUCAGAGGAAGUGAUACAAAUGGCUUGUCACGAUUUUCUGGUUGUUCAGAUAAACGACGCGAAUACGCGUGAAAAAUCCCCGUUUCUGAACCGCCUGGAGGCGCUCGAUAUGCUGAACGAUGAGGACGAUCUAUCACAGUCGGGUGAUUCGAGAAACUCGGAUGACGAUUCCAACGGCGAGGAGGUGGAGGAAGAGGAGGAGGAUGAAGAGGAGACGGAGGAGGAUGUUGAAGCAGUUGCGGAAACCGCCAAUGCAGGGAAAGAAGGCGGAUCGGUAAAGCUUUGUCGCUCCAGUGCGCAAAACAGUGGAUCUGGUCGCAUCUUUAUGCUGGUGCUGAACCAGUUCAAAGACGUCGUCUCCAGCCUACCGUUGACUCGCUGCGGCAUGGGGCAGCUCAGUGUGAAGGGACAAAAAAUAUUCAGCACCAUGCAGAUGAUGCUGUAUGCGUCGCCGAAGUGCCGUCAGGUGGCCUGGGAAUGUGGGCUGCUGGAAGUACUGGUGGAAUUGUUGAACGCGCUCUACCAGGACGGUAUUGGUGGAUUAACUUACGCUGAAUUUGUACGCAAGUACGGAGAGGCCAAGAAGGGACCGUAUGUGAACCUGCUGACUGAAUUGCUGAGGACGAUGAUUUGUUGGUUCGUUGCUAAGGGCGAGGCACUGCAACUGCAACAGGAUCAGAUAAACGCACUUUGUCGGGUCGUGCUGAACUUUUGGUCCUGGAGUAGUGGCAGCGAACUAUUAAAGCUUUCGCUCUUCCAAACGCUAGGCGCACUCUCGGCCGAUUCCAUUUUCGUCUGUAAAUCAUUAGCAGCAACAUUCACCGGGUAUCCACACAGCAUUAUCAAGCUGCUGAUCGUGACGGUCACUACUGAGACAGCUCGCGUGAAGGCAACGAAAAACGAUCUCCCAACGCUGGCCCUGGCUGUGCGUGUGCUAAUGCAGUGUUGCUGCUGCCAGGAGGGCCGUAGUACGAUCAGCAAAUUGCACCUGCUGGACAAUAUCAGCAAACUGCAUCCGAGCGUGACGCGCCUACAAAAACCGUGGCCCGAAGUGACGCGCUUGUGGCUGGAGUUCUGGGAGCACUACAGUCGGUAUGAGGAUGGCUGCGAGGUGAAACAUCUCACCGUUCUUGGAGCACUGGUGCGCCGAUCCGAUCAUGAUCUUCGCCACUUCGCCCUGGCCAUCAUCCGUAAUCUCACGUUCGUGAACGCUAACCGACCUGCUUUGCUUGCCUCGUCCGAUUACAUGUUUAUGCUCCAGAGUGCCCUGAAUCGUUCCGCUAGCCGUGGCGAACAGACGAUGGCCACGGUGACGGUGUGGAAGAUGAUCGCGAACAAUCACAAAGGCCGGGCAGCCAUCAAGGCUAGCCCGCUGAUACGCCACAUUGCCGAGCUGGUGAAGUUCCACUCGAUGACGGCCGAGGGAAACGAGCAGGACGACCUCUGGAACGCCCUGAUGACGGUGUAUCGCAUUUUGCAGGCUUAG
This is a messenger RNA of Anopheles coustani, 6496 nucleotides long. It is a transcript of the gene ana3, whose product is annotated as protein rotatin homolog. Lineage: Eukaryota; Metazoa; Arthropoda; Insecta; Diptera; Culicidae. Gene Ontology annotation, biological process: centriole-centriole cohesion; ciliary basal body organization; centriole replication. Bases 101 to 6496 code for a protein of 2131 amino acids. The transcript has 8 exons. Gene Ontology annotation, cellular component: ciliary basal body; centrosome; centriole. The record is from RefSeq and is a predicted model, not a curated record.